Thamnophis sirtalis is the source of this 1466-nucleotide messenger RNA. NCBI's taxonomy places the organism in Eukaryota, Metazoa, Chordata, Lepidosauria, Squamata, Natricidae. The record is from RefSeq and is a predicted model, not a curated record.
UCUCUAGUUGUGCAUGUAGAAAAAUGUCAAGAUUUCUCUACCACUGGCCAAUGGAAUGUGACUAUAGAGAAAGAUGGAAAACAGGAAUCCUUCACCUUUGAUGCUGUCAUGAUCUGUUCAGGACACCAGAUAGAACCAUAUACGCCGCUGAAUUCUUUUCCUGGUUUUGAAAAAUUCAAGGGAAAUUCAUUCCACAGCCAAAAUUACAAGGAUUCAGAAGGAUUUGAAGGGAAGACUGUUGUGAUCAUUGGAAUGGGAAAUUCAGCUGCUGACAUUGCUGUGGAGAUCUGCAAGAAAGCAAAUAAGGUGGUCCUCAGUGCCAGGGGAGGCACCUGGGUGAUGAGUCGAGUAUAUGACAAUGGCUAUCCCUGGGACACCCUUUACCACACUCGCUUUCUUAAUUUUAUCCGAAAUUCUGUCCCAUGGUUUGUUUUGAAAUGGAUGACAGAACAGAAGAUGAAUCAAUGGUUCAAUCAUGAAAACUAUGGCUUGGUGCCUCAAAACAGGGUUAAGCCUUCUGCCUUCAGAGCGUGCCAUGAUGGCUGAUACUAUUAAAAGAAAUGAGAAGAGGACUAAGUGGUUUGGAACCAGCCGCAGUCAGUCAAUCCAAACCGAUUUCAUUGAUUACCUGGACGAGCUUGCUGCAGCCUUGGGAUCAAAGCCAGAUCUGUUCUCACUGCUGUUGUGGGAUCCCAUAUUGGCUUGGGCCAUGUGUUUUGGCCCUUGCAACCCUUUUCAGUUCCGUUUGAAAGGGCCAGGAAAGUGGACUGGAGCCAGGGAUGCCAUCCUCACCCAGAGGGAGCGGAUCAUUAAACCCACAAAAACACGAGUCGUGACCAGCUCUUCAAACCACACUCUGUUCUCCCUGCUCACAGCCAUUGGUCUCCUUCUUAUCUUGGCUGCUUUUUUCCUUUUCCUUGUUCAGCACUGAUGUCCAUCCUAAAAAAACCCAAAAGUGACAAUUGCUUAUAUCAAAACCAUGCUUUCUAUUCUUCUAAUGAUUACCAUCACGGGUUUACUGUCUAUUAUACCUUAGUUCUGUAUGCUCACAAACAUAAAAGAGGAUCGUUUGAGCAACUUUCUGGGAAAUUAUGAACGAGGAAGAGAUAUGGAAAAUGGGGGGGAUGAAAGAAAGAAAAAACUAUUUUUUUUUUAAGAAAGGGAAGUUAACAUGGCAAGUGCAGCUUUAAGGUGCUCCAACAACAUGCCUAUUUUUCUGAUUCCUUUCAACAUUAGAUAGCAUUGUGAAUUGCAAUUCAUUCUUGAAUUUUAAAAAAGGAGUAAAUUUGGAUUUCAUACUUGAAUUAUAUAAAAUGCUAUCUGGAACAUGUCUAUUAAUGUCUAAAGGAAGAAAUAUAUAUUUCAUGAAAUGCUGUGAUGUUCCUCUGUGGGUUUACCGACAAAAGGGUGAACAACAAAACCGCGCCCGACUAAACCAAGUCGCUGACGUCAUCAACAGGGCGACA